Messenger RNA from Cercospora beticola, 1524 nucleotides. RefSeq lists its product as uncharacterized. The record is from RefSeq and is a predicted model, not a curated record. NCBI's taxonomy places the organism in Eukaryota, Fungi, Ascomycota, Dothideomycetes, Mycosphaerellales, Mycosphaerellaceae.
CUAAUCACAGACAUUCCACAUACUUUUCACCCUCGUCCAAGAUGUCAGCCAAGACGAUCACCGCAUCGAAUUCCUCAAGUCAAACUUCCCUCGCGACUCUUCCACCCGAACUGCUACUCGAGAUCAUCCCUCAAAUAUCCUACUCUCCAGAGUCCCUCCUCUCCCUCAUUCUGACCUCUCGCACUCUCCACAACCUCAUCAAAUCCCACGAAUACAGUCUAACCCGCUCAAUAACUCAUCAUCAAAUCCCCCAAAAACAACAAUCCAACCACUUCCCUUCGCUGGACCAAAUCACAACCUUCGCCAACCUCUCAACAUACCAUACGCGCCUUCAGGUCCUCUCAAACCUCGUCGACAAAUACCCAUCUCUCGGAACCACCAACAAGAACAAUCCCACAACCCACACCCACCACCACUGCCCCUCCUGCUCCACGUCCACCCUCUGGCUCCUCAACCCCCGCUGGUCCACCCUCCACAAAACCGGUCUCCUCCUCCUCUACCGCCUCCAAGACCAAGGUUCCUACUGCCAUAAAGUCGCCCUCCUCAAUGGUCUCCCUGCAAUAAGUCUCGCUUGCAUGUUGCUGGCGCUUUUAGCGCAAAAUCGCAUAUUACGCGCAAGCGGGUUGUUGGAAACACUGCCGAAAAUCGAAGGAAAUCGCUGGUGGGAGAGUUCGGGAGGUGGGACGAAAGAGGAAGAAGAGAGGAGGAGGAAAUUAAUUGAGAUGAGGGAGACGGAGAUGGUUUGUGAGGAGAUGGGGUUGAAGUUUGGGGUGGGGUUUUAUGGGAGUUUGUUUGAGGGUUUAGCAUUGGAUGAAUGUGGAGUGCAGAAAGAAGGAGGGAAGGAAUCGUGGGCGAGGAAAGCUUUGGAGACCGAACUGGCAUCUCUGCCUUAUCUUCAAACAGCUUUUUUUCCUUGCUGUGGGGCUCCAAGGCCGCCGACUCUUACGUCCUGUUUACGAAGGGCUUUUGCUGCGAAGUGUCAUUGUCAAUUCUCAGAGAUCGAAAGGAAGUUAUGGGAAGUUUUGUCGAAUACAGCGUUAGAUGAAGUCGAUGAGACGUUAAUGGGGAAGAUAGUGAGAGGCGAAGACGAUUUCGGGAAGCGUGGAAUGAGGAGAAUCUUCUGAUUAGGGCAUUGUGACCUAGUCGGGCCAUGCUCCUGGGCAGUGCUUGACAAUGCUUGAUCGGGACAGGCCUUGGUUUCACGAGGCUUUUGCUCACCAGCGCUGAGAAUGGCCAGAAUAUCCGGAUCAGAAAUCUGGUCACUGUGAUGAGACCUUGAGAGCCACGGUGACAGUAGACCAGACACUGCUGAAGUUCGUUUCGAUCCAAGACAUCGCGACUUUCUCGUUAAGUGCUGCACUUCGCAGAUCUGCUGCGCCCGAGCGGCGCGUGCAAAGACAAUUGAAGUUUUCAACUGAUAGUUUGCACCAUCUGCUGCUAGAUCAGCAAGUUUCUGCAGAUGCCUUCACAUGUAUGUAGAAUAUUUGAGAGCGAACUUCGUGCUUUUGCAUCUCCUCUUCAGCG